AUGCAUUUCUCCACAUUCCUCAUUGCGGCUCUGCCCGUUGCUGCUCUGGCUAUGCCAGCUGCUGAUCCUCAAGUCCUGACUUUCCCUGGAAGCAGCAACAACCAGCCUGGUCCUGGAAACCCGGGAGGUCCUGGCAAUGGAGGUGGCCACAACAGUCCUCACCCAACCACCACCAGCACCACCAAGCCUGGAAACGGUGGUCAUGGCCCCAGCCCAACUCCCACCAAGACCUCGUCCAAGACCACGAGCACUUCCACCACCAUCAGCACAACUUCUACCACAUCCACCUCUUCUUCCAGCACCAGCACCAGUACCAGCACUUCCAGCAGCACUUCCACCUCUACUUCCACUUCCACCACUCUGACCUCCUCCACUACCAGCACCUCUAGCACCUCGACCACGUCGACAACAAGCGCCUCGACCCCCACCUCGUCGGCCCCAGCCGGCGUCACCAUUAAAGGCAUCUCGUACGCCGGAUCCGGCUGCAACGCCGGCAGCGUGGCCGGGGCGAUUUCGUCCGACGCGCAGACCAUAACCGUGCUCUACGACAGCUUCAUUGCGCAGGCCGGGCCCGGCAUCACCCCGGCCGAGGCGCGCAAGAACUGCCAGCUCAACGUGCAGGUCGAGCUGCCCCAGGGCUGGCAGUUUAGCGUCUUCAAGGCCGACUACCGCGGCUACGCGUUUUUGCAGGACGGCGACAAGGGCGUCAUCAAGGCCACGUAUUACUUUUCCGGCGACUCUACCCAGAUUGCCUCGGAGCUGGACCUGGCCGGCGCUUAUGACGAUAACUAUCUCAAGACGGAUGAGUUUGGUCUCGAGAGUACCGUCUGGUCACCUUGUGGCGAAGAGGGUCUGUUGAACGUCAACAGUGAAGUCCGAGUCACUCCUCUUACUACCACCAACACCGCUCUGCUUACUGUUGACUCUACCGAUCUCUCCUUUGAGACUGUUCACUAUCUCCAGUGGCAGACUUGCUAG
Pestalotiopsis fici W106-1 is the source of this 978-nucleotide messenger RNA. RefSeq lists its product as uncharacterized. The record is from RefSeq and is a predicted model, not a curated record. The transcript is spliced from 4 exons. NCBI's taxonomy places the organism in Eukaryota, Fungi, Ascomycota, Sordariomycetes, Amphisphaeriales, Sporocadaceae. The coding region runs from base 1 to 978 and encodes 325 amino acids.